This is a messenger RNA of Clarias gariepinus (North African catfish), 1212 nucleotides long. Its product is annotated as serine/arginine-rich splicing factor 7-like. The record is from RefSeq and is a predicted model, not a curated record. Gene Ontology annotation, cellular component: nuclear speck. Gene Ontology annotation, molecular function: zinc ion binding; RNA binding. NCBI's taxonomy places the organism in Eukaryota, Metazoa, Chordata, Actinopteri, Siluriformes, Clariidae. Gene Ontology annotation, biological process: mRNA splicing, via spliceosome. The transcript is spliced from 9 exons. The coding region runs from base 52 to 789 and encodes 245 amino acids.
UGUCAGAUUGUGACGUUUGUUCCAGAACAGACUGGGUUUAGGCUCUGUGAGAUGUCCAGAUACGGUCGGCACGGAGGAGAGACUAAAGUUUACGUGGGGAACCUGGGCACUGGUGCAGGGAAAGGAGAACUCGAGCGGGCUUUCGGCUAUUACGGGCCUUUGAGAACCGUUUGGAUCGCCAGGAACCCUCCAGGAUUCGCCUUUGUGGAGUUUGAGGAUCCUAGAGACGCCGAGGACGCCGUCCGUGGCCUUGAUGGGAAAGUGAUCUGUGGAACUCGCGUCCGUGUAGAGUUAUCAACCGGUAUGCCACGCCGCUCCCGUUACGACCGCCCGCCUACUCGGCGCCCUUUCGACCCUAACGACCGUUGCUAUGAGUGCGGCGAAAAGGGGCAUUACGCGUACGACUGUCAUCGCUACAGCCGCCGCAGACGGAGCAGAUCGGGCAGGUCUCGUUCUCGCUCCCACUCACGUUCCCGUGGAAGGAGGUACUCUCGUUCCCACUCUCGCAGCCGGAGCCGAGGCAGGAGGUCGAGGUCCUUCUCCCCUCGCCGCUCUCGCUCCGGCUCUCCGCGGAGGUCCAGGUCUGGCACACCCAAAAGGUCCAGGUCUCGAUCACGAUCCAGAUCUCGUUCUGCCUCUCGUCCGAGGAGCAGAUCAGGCUCUGUUGGGAGAUCCAGGUCUGGUUCUGCAGCUAGGAGUCUGUGCAAAUCCAAAGCGUCACCUCAUAAACAGAGCCGCUCUCCUUCACGAAGCCGCAGCAGAAGCAAGAGCCCAGACCGAGACGACUGAGGAUACCUCGGCUAUCUUAUUUUUUCUUUUUUUCCCCUUUCUUUCUAAUCUUUUUUUUCCCCCCUUUAUCUUUGGUGGCAUCUCAUAUUGGAAUUGAAGAUUUCUCUUUUUUCUGUUGUUUUUUUGCUCCUUCCCUUGAUUACGUGACCAAGAUGGGUCACUGUUUACUGCAAUACAGGUAAAUCACAGGAUGAAGAUUUAAAAAAAAAAAAAAAUGUGUGUUUUGCUUCGUAGAUGAGAGAUCUGGAAUGAAUUUGUGUGGUGUGUUUGUAGAAUAAGAAUUUUAUCAUUGUGUAUUUCUCAUCUAUUACAGUAGAUCCUGUUUACAAUACUGAUAGAUUUUGAUUGUUCUGAGCCUUUUUUGUUGUUUUUUGGAGAAUAAAAAAAAAAUCACUUAUUAAAUUAAGUUUGCAUUUCACAAAA